AUGGAUAUCGUGUCAGAUGUAGAGAUGGCCCGUAGCGAGGUUUUUGAUGGUCCCAUAUCAGAGAGCAUUCCAUCCAGUGUUGCUUCAUUUUCUUACCGUGGGCACCGGAAUAACUCCACCGUUAGCUUUACGUACUUGGAAGAUGAAGAAGAUUUUGCUAGGGAGCAAAAUGAAGAUGCGCUAGGGUUUGGAAGUGAAAUCGAUGAAGAAGUUAAUGGCGUCCGCCCAACAAGUCCGUCCACUAUAUCAUCAUUCGCGUCAAAAAGACAACCCCGUUCGAGAAACUCUGUCGAGGAUCCUCUUCUGCCACACCAGCACUCGUCAGACGAUUCCUAUGUCCAUAAUCGAAGACCAGAUGGUAGACACAUCCAAAAGGUCUACAUUGAAUCAGAAGACUUGACCAUUGUCCUUGCCGGCUUUUCAACAUCAGUAGCUGGCCUAUCGCUGUAUUAUGCACUGUGCUUCUUCAGCUUUGGUUUAACUUAUCUGGACCAGUGGGGCCAAUUCAGCAUUUACGAAGUUCGGGAUCAAGCAUACGGGCGCCCUCUUUCUACCAUCUUUGCACAUCCUGAGUACCAGCUUUAUGAUGAAGAAAAUGAUCCAACUAUCUCUUUUUUGCGGUAUAUCGACUACAAAUACCUUCGCCUCUUUUACCAUCAACUUGACGACCGAUUUUGUUUGAUCACUGGCUGGAAAGAUCCCCUGUGGACACACCCAAAAAUGAUGCGAGUUGGAUUAGAUGCAGAUGAUCGGGAUACCCGAGAGCAGAUUUUUGGUAAGAAUAUAAUCGAUAUUCAGCAGAAGCCAGCGUUUCAACUUCUUAUAGAUGAAACUAUGAGUCGACUGAGAGAUAUUUCUCUAUUUGAAUGUGACAUUCGUGUGCUUAGAAAUGGUUUUUGGAGAUCUGUUCCAUCUCGAGAACUUGUGCCGGGAGAUGUUUUUGAAUUUUCUGACCCAUCUUUAAACCAAGCACCUUGUGACUGCAUCUUACUGUCUGGGGACUGCAUUGUCAACGAAAGCAUGCUUACAGUGUCUAAAACCCCGGUAACAAAUGAUGCACUUAAAUAUCUCGACCUAAAUGCCCCCUCUCUCCAUCCAAAUAUCGCAAAGCAUUUCCUUUUCGGUGGGACGAAAGUGAUUCGAGCACGGCGUCCGCAGAAUGUUGAUGAUGAUGAAGCAAUCGCCUUGGCAGUUGUCGUGAGAACAGGGUUCCUGACGACUAAGGGUACUCUUAUUCGUUCAAUGCUUUUCCCAAAGCCAUCUGGUUUUAAAUUCUAUCGAGAUUCCUUCCGCUAUAUAUCCGUCAUGGCCGUGGUCGCUCUCUUGGGAUUCAUAGCCUCAUUUGUCAAUUUCCUUCGGCUGGGCCUUUCCUGGCAUUUAAUCAUUGUCAGGGCACUGGACCUAAUCACUAUUGUUGUACCGCCAGCCCUACCAGCUACACUAAGCAUCGGUAUUAACUUUGCUCUUUCACGGUUAAAACACCACAAAAUAUUCUGUAUAAGUCCGCAGAGAGUUAAUGUAGGGGGGAAAUUGGAUGUUAUAUGCUUUGACAAAACCGGGACCUUGACAGAAGACGGCUUAGAUGUCCUUGGAGUGCGAACAGUAAAUCGAGACAUGAGGUUGUCAGGCCUUCUCUCUGAGCUAAACCAUGCCCUUCCUUUACAACCAAGUAUUGGCAUUACUGAUGAUCCGGAUAAACGCUAUAAAAUGAUAUGCAUUAUGGCAACAUGCCAUUCAUUAAGAGUAAUUGAUAACGAACUCUUAGGGGACCCUCUGGACGUGAAAAUGUUUCAUUUCACAGAGCUUGGCAUUUUGCGCAGCUUUGAAUUUGUGUCGCAGCUUCGUCGUUCGAGCGUGAUCGUGAGACAGUUCGGAGACAAUGGUGCGAGUGUUUUUGUGAAGGGUGCACCAGAAAGUGUAAAAGCUAUAUGUGCACCAGAAACGGUGCCUCAUAACUUUGAAGAACUCCUAAGCCAAUAUACCCACAAGGGAUAUCGUGUUAUAGCCUGUGCAGCUAAAUAUGAACAGAAGCUUAGCUGGAUGAGAGUGCAAAAAAUAACACGUCCAGAGGCGGAAAGCGAUUUGGAAUUUAUCGGGCUUAUUAUAUUUGAAAAUAAGCUAAAACCAAAGACAUAUGAGACAAUUAGUGAACUGAAUCAAGCAGCAAUACGCAGCGUCAUGUGUACCGGUGACAAUAUUCUCACCGCAAUCAGUGUUGCACGUCAUUCACACGACCCGAAAGCUUCUCUAUGCUGGGAAAGUAUCGAUAAUCCUUGCUUAAGACUCGACCCAAUGUUAUUGACGCCUUCUGUGACCUCUACGGAUGUUGAUUUAUCAAUACCUGUCAAUGCCUGUAGAUCUUCUGAAUACUCGCUUGCUGUCAGUGGAGAUGUUUUCAGGUGGAUAGUGGAUUAUGGUGAUGAUAUCACUCUUAAACGAAUGCUCGUCUGCGGGAAUGUGUUUGCAAGGAUGUCACCAGACGAGAAGCAUGAGCUUGUUGAAAAACUCCAAUCACUUGACUAUUGCUGUGGAUUCUGUGGUGAUGGAGCUAAUGACUGUGGUGCAUUAAAAGCAGCAGAUGUGGGCAUUUCUUUAUCUGAUGCAGAAGCCUCUGUUGCUGCUCCAUUCACCAGCCGCCAAUUUGAUAUCUCCUGCGUCCCAACAGUAAUUAGGGAGGGGCGUGCAGCCUUGGUUACGAGCUUCUGCUGCUUUAAAUACAUGAGCCUUUACUCGAUGAUCCAGUUCUCCACUGUCAGCUUUCUAUAUGCUUCAGGAUCAAAUCUCGGUGACUUUCAGUUCUUGCUCAUUGAUCUGGCUCUGAUCCUUCCAAUUGCAAUAUUUAUGGGCUGGACCGGUCCUUAUCCUGUGCUGUCUCGAAAACGGCCAACCGCGGAUCUUGUCUCGCGGAAGGUUUUAACGCCUCUACUCGGUCAGAUAUUGAUUUGUGUCUUAACCCAACUUUUGGUGUAUAAAACUGUCCAGUUACAGCCAUGGUUCAAGCCUCCAAAGAUCGACUUAGAGAAUAGCAACAUCGAAAAUUCCGAAAAUACUGCAUUGUUCUUGAUUUCCAUUUUCCAAUAUACGCUAGCAAGUGUUGUCCUCAGCGUUGGGCCUCCUUUUCGAAUGGCGAUGAGAUCAAACAACUUGCUAGGACCCUCGGACAAGCAUACAUAUUCCUGCGGCCUCGACAUCAAAAACAACGCCGCCAGUACAAGAUUUCGCGGAUGCACCAGUAUCCGCGAGUUUGAGUUCUUGGGCAAACUUGGUGAGGGUACAUUUGGAGAGGUUUACAAAGCAAAAUCGAAAAGAGAAGGCUCAAUCGUUGCCCUUAAAAAGAUUCUCAUGCACAAUGAAAAGGAUGGAUUAAGGGAGAUGGCUGUGGAGCGCAGUAAAGCUGCCAAUUUACUUAUCAACAAUGAUGGUAUACUUCAAAUCGCUGAUUUCGGGCUGGCUAGACCUUAUGAUGAGGAGCCGCCUCGCCCUGGAAAAGGUGGAGGGGAGGCAAAGAGAGACUAUACUACCCUGGUUGUUACUCGAUGGUAUCGCCCACCAGAGCUGCUUCUACAGUUACGGCGUUAUACAACGGCUAUUGAUAUGUGGGGCGUCGGUUGUGUUUUCGGUGAAAUGUUCAAAGGAGGAGAUUUCGUGGACAACGGGCAGCCAUGCCCCCGGCACCUGCGGGUGGCUCAGUGGGCAUGGGUCCAAACGGGAGCUGGGCGACAAACUCAGGAACCAAAGCAGCAGCAGAAGGGAGAGGUAGUCGCAUUCCUAGUGCUGCACGGAUGGGAAGUGCAAACGUCCUUGGAAACCAGGGAAACCAGGGAAACCAUCCAGGACGAUCCCUCGGGUAUCGAAAUCCUGAAGCUCGAAUGGCACAAAGGCCUAACGAUCUAA
This is a messenger RNA of Aspergillus tanneri, 3894 nucleotides long. RefSeq names its product putative P-type ATPase. The transcript has 26 exons. Gene Ontology annotation, molecular function: ATP binding; ATP hydrolysis activity; protein kinase activity. Gene Ontology annotation, cellular component: membrane. Gene Ontology annotation, biological process: intracellular calcium ion homeostasis; protein phosphorylation. The coding region runs from base 1 to 3894 and encodes 1297 amino acids. Lineage: Eukaryota; Fungi; Ascomycota; Eurotiomycetes; Eurotiales; Aspergillaceae. The record is from RefSeq and is a predicted model, not a curated record.